GUUGGGAGACAAUGAUACUGACUCGGAGGAGACUCACUGGACCUGGAUCUUCUCCACCGAGUUGCAGAUCAAAAUGUGGGAGGUGUUCACCUUGCAAACCAGUACAUGUACCGAUUCAACCCGGUCGGAGUACACCUCUUGAAUACUACCCUGAAGCUUGGCGUUGCAAAUGUGGAAAUAAGUUCUUCAUGCCUUAAAC
This is a messenger RNA of Telopea speciosissima, 199 nucleotides long. RefSeq names its product EPIDERMAL PATTERNING FACTOR-like protein 4. Bases 12 to 197 code for a protein of 61 amino acids. The record is from RefSeq and is a predicted model, not a curated record. The transcript has a single exon. Gene Ontology annotation, biological process: guard cell differentiation; stomatal complex development. Lineage: Eukaryota; Viridiplantae; Streptophyta; Magnoliopsida; Proteales; Proteaceae.